UGCUCUCAGAGCUGCUGAAGAGAAUCUCUUGAAGCUUCCUGUUAAGUUCUUUAGAAGAGACAUGGCACAAACUGGACUUCUGAUUUUUCUCCUUAUAAGUAUACUACUGCUGGAUGAGACCAUCAGCCAGGCUUCCAAAUUCAAAGCCAGGAAGCACAGCAAACGUAGAGUGAAAGAAAAAGAUGACCUAAAGACCCAGAUUGACAAAUUGUGGCGAGAAGUAAAUGCUCUGAAAGAGAUGCAAGCACUUCAGACAGUUUGCCUUCGUGGGACAAAGGCGCAUAAGAAGUGCUAUCUCAUAUCAGAAGGCACUAAACAUUAUCAUGAAGCCAAUGAAGACUGCAUAGCCAGGGGAGGGACACUGGCUAUCCCAAGGAAUAACGACGAAACAAACACUCUUCGAGAUUAUGGCAAGAAAAGUAUGCCUAGAGUGUCUGAGUUUUGGCUGGGUGUCAAUGACAUGACAAAUGAAGGGAAAUUUGUUGAUGUUAAUGGUAUGGCUCUACAGUACUUCAACUGGGAUCGCGCCCAACCAAAUGGAGGGAAGCGUGAAAACUGUGUCUUCUUUUCUCAGUCAUCACAAGGAAAGUGGGUGGAUGAAGUCUGCCGUACUGCCAAAAGAUAUAUUUGUGAAUUUCUGAUCCCAUAACUACAUAUACAAAUGACAUGACCAUGUAAUGGGUUAUUAACUAUUUUGCUAUUUUGCUUGUUUGUAACCCCUCCCACUUAGACAGUGGCGAGUUAAAAAUAUCCAUUUCCUGCAUUGUACUCACUUUUUCCAGAAACAGAAGUUUUCUCUAUUAAUUUAUUUUUCAUUCAGAUGCUAAAAAUAUUAUCUUUAGUGAGUGAUCUCAUUAGGUACAGGAACAUGCAUUAUAUUUUGACCUAGAUUGUAUCAUAUUUCAGCAUAUUGUUUCAGGCUGAUGUUCGAGUUGCUGGAAUUCACCU
Apaloderma vittatum (bar-tailed trogon) is the source of this 948-nucleotide messenger RNA. It is a transcript of the gene CLEC3A, whose product is annotated as C-type lectin domain family 3, member A. The transcript has 3 exons. The record is from RefSeq and is a predicted model, not a curated record. Bases 62 to 649 code for a protein of 195 amino acids. Lineage: Eukaryota; Metazoa; Chordata; Aves; Trogoniformes; Trogonidae.